AACAGAAGUAGUCGCUCAGACCAGGAGAAGGUGAAACUGAAUAAAAUCACCUCGCGACAAAAUUCUUUGAAAGAGGCGUCUCUCGCAACUGAGAUGGAGGUCUCAUUCAAUGAGUACUCAAAUACUGGUAUUUCGCAAGAUUCAGGAGAUGGAACCAGAACAGAUGAUCAGAUUAAAGUAAAUAAAGGGGGUGAAUCUUUCUUUUCAAACAUCAAAAAGAGCUUUAAAGAUUUUUCAAGAUCUAAUCAAGCGGAUGAGCAUGGCAAAAUCAAUGUUUCAGUAAAUGGGCAUCCGAUAACAGACCGUGUGGUAAGGAAGGCUCAAAAGCUGGCUGGAACAAUCCAUCCUGGAGAUUAUUGGUAUGAUUACCGAGCUGGAUUCUGGGGCAUCAUGGGCGGGCCCUGUCUUGGCAUAAUCCCUCCAUACGUUGAAGAAUUUAAUUAUCCAAUGCCAGAGAACUGUGCUGGUGGAAACACAGGUGUUUUUGUGAAUGGAAGAGAACUGAACCAAAAAGACUUGGAUUUGCUAACUAAUAGAGGGCUGCCUACUUCGAGAGAUAGAUCAUACAUAAUUGAAAUUUCCGGGAGAGUCCUGGAUGGGGACACAGGAGAAGAGCUGGAUUGCCUCGGAAAGCUAGCUCCCAC
Messenger RNA from Morus notabilis, 644 nucleotides. Its product is annotated as extra-large guanine nucleotide-binding protein 1. The transcript is spliced from 3 exons. The annotation marks the transcript as partial. Gene Ontology annotation, biological process: regulation of defense response to fungus. The record is from RefSeq and is a predicted model, not a curated record. NCBI's taxonomy places the organism in Eukaryota, Viridiplantae, Streptophyta, Magnoliopsida, Rosales, Moraceae.